CUCUCAUAGCAAUUACACCUUUCUCUCCCACCAUUAAAUGCAAUUGCACCCUCUCAAUACGCUCUGCAAUUACUCCUCGCUGCCAUACUUUUCUCCCUCUGCCCCCCUUUCCCCUUCCUUGGCCUUCUCCCUUUCCUGAAUCACUUCUCUUCAUCUUCAUCUUCUUCUCCUUCCUCUUCUUCACCUUCAACUUCCAAAACCUAUUAGUACUACAUACCAUAUACAAACCUCUAAUAACCAAAACCCGUACGCCGGAAAACCACUUUUUGUGUCACCAAACAGUGGUUUCCCGGCACCAAGUUCAGCCCAAAUCCAGAUCCAAAGCCCCUCUCUUUCUAGGGCUUUUGAUCAGGCGCACGCAACAUCAUAUACAUACACUGCUAGGUCACGACAAGCAAAUAAGGAAACUUGGGUGUUACUGUUGCAUACUCCGAGAUAUUCGUGGGCGUUAUGUGUGUUUUUUCAUUUGGGUCUAGACUGAUUUUUGGUCCAUCAAAAGCCGUAUAACAAUCGUCAACCCUUAUCUCAAUUUCUUCAUAUUCUCUCUCUAUUUCUUCACCUACGUACAAAACCAAAAAAAACCAGAUAGAUAUGGCUUAAGAGUAAGUGUGAGAGUGUGCAAAGACAAAACCCCAUUUUGUCAGCUCCUUGUCUCUUUGUUUUUCAUAUGAAAAGAUCGCUUUAGCCCUUUGUCCAGAUCAGCCUCGCAGAACCUGAAACAAGCUCAAAUAGAACACCUCCUACAUUGAUGUGUGAGAAAUUAUAACCUCUAAAAAAUUUGCAAAUUCAGGUUUAUAUUUGGGCAUUUUCCGGGGUUUGAAUUAUGCCGGCCGGGCUUAUGAUUCCGGCACGAAACAUGCCAUCGAUGAUUGGUAGCAAUGGGAAUAUUAGCGGCUUUGGAUCAUCUUCAGGACUCACUCUUGGUCAGCCAAACUUGAUGGAAGCUGGCCAUCUGCACCCGCUGGACAUGGCCCCAAACACAUCAGAGAGCGACAUUGCCCGAAUCCGAGAGGAUGACUUCGACAGCGCUACCAAAUCCGGCAGUGACAACCCGGAGGGCGGUUCCGGUGACGACCAAGAUCCUCGCCCGAAAAAGAAGCGUUACCACCGCCACACUCAGCAUCAGAUCCAAGAAAUGGAAGCUUUCUUCAAGGAGUGUCCCCACCCAGAUGACAAGCAGAGGAAGGAACUGAGCCGGGAAUUAGGUUUGGAACCAUUACAAGUGAAAUUUUGGUUUCAAAAUAAGCGCACCCAAAUGAAGACUCAGCACGAGCGUCAUGAGAACACACAACUUCGUAACGAAAACGAAAAGCUUCGUGCCGAUAACAUGAGGUACAGAGAAGCCCUAGGCAGUGCCUCUUGCCCCAAUUGUGGUGGCCCGACAGCUAUCGGAGAGAUGUCAUUUGACGAACACCAUCUGAGACUUGAAAAUGCUCGAUUACGAGAAGAGAUUGACCGUAUAUCAGCAAUAGCUGCGAAGUAUGUAGGCAAACCAGUUGGGAAUUACCCUCUUCUGUCUUCACCAGUUCCUUCUCGCAGUCCACUUGAUCUUGGGGUUGGGAGCUUCGGGGGUCAGCCGGGCAUGGCAGGAGAGAUGUAUGGAGGUGGAGACCUUCUGAGAUCUAUCAGUGGACCUAAUGAGGCAGACAAACCACUGAUAAUCGAGAUUGCAGUGGCAGCCAUGGAAGAGCUAAUCAGAAUGGCUCAAAUGGGUGAACCCUUGUGGAUGACCAGCCUUGAUGGCAACACCACCGUGUUUAAUGAAGAUGAGUAUAUCAGAACAUUCCCUCGUGUUGCUCCAAAACCAAGCAAUCAUUUCAAAUGUGAAGCUUCGCGCGAGAGCGCUGUUGUUAUCAUGAACCACAUCAACCUUGUUGAGAUUCUCAUGGAUGUGAAUCAGUGGUCGACUGUGUUUUCUGGGAUUGUGUCGAGAGCUAUGACUCUGGAAGUGCUGUCAACUGGAGUGGCUGGAAAUUACAAUGGAGCCUUGCAAGUGAUGACGGCAGAAUUUCAAGUACCCUCACCACUUGUUCCAACUCGUGAGAGUUAUUAUGUGAGGUACUGCAAACAGCAUAUUGAUGGCACUUGGGCUGUGGUAGAUGUCUCCUUGGACACUCUGCGCCCUAAUCCUGCACCAAGGUCAUGCCAAAGAAGGCCCUCUGGAUGUCUCAUCCAAGAAAUGCCAAAUGGAUACUCGAAGGUUACAUGGGUUGAGCAUGUCGAUGUGGAUGAACGUGGUGUUCACAAUCUGUACAAGCAGCUGGUUAACUCCGGCAACGCAUUUGGGGCAAAACGAUGGGUUGCUACCUUGGACCGUCAAUGUGAACGUCUUGCCAGUGCCCUGGCAUCAAACAUCCCUACUGGUGAUGUUGGUGUGAUUACAAAUCAAGAAGGCAGAAAAAGCAUGUUAAAAUUGGCUGAAAGGAUGGUCAUAAGCUUCUGUGCUGGAGUAAGCGCAUCAACCACUCACACAUGGACAACGCUGUCUGGGACCGGGGCUGAUGAUGUUCGGGUGAUGACCCGAAAGAGUGUGGAUGACCCUGGCAGGCCUCCCGGUAUUGUGCUCAGUGCCGCCACAUCUUUCUGGCUUCCAGUUCCUCCCAAAAGGGUAUUUGAAUUCCUCCGUGAUGAGAACUCUCGUAAUGAGUGGGACAUUCUUUCCAAUGGUGGAAUUGUUCAAGAAAUGGCACACAUUGCUAAUGGUCGCGACACUGGAAAUUGCGUCUCUCUACUGCGAGUAAAUAGUGCGAAUUCAAGCCAGAGCAACAUGCUGAUACUGCAAGAGAGCUGCACAGACCAAACAGCUUCCUUUGUGAUUUACGCUCCAGUGGACAUUGUUGCCAUGAAUGUGGUACUAAAUGGGAGUGACCCUGACUAUGUUGCUCUUCUUCCUUCUGGCUUUGCCAUCCUUCCAGAUGGAGGAGGCAUGGGGGAUUCUGGCUCUGGUGGUUCCCUUCUCACUGUUGCCUUUCAGAUUCUGGUUGAUUCUGUCCCCACCGCCAAGCUCUCUCUCGGGUCGGUGGCAACAGUUAACAAUCUGAUUGCUUGCACUGUAGAGAGGAUCAAAGCUGCAUUGUCUUGCGACACUGCAUGAAUUUCAUGACAUAACUUUAGUUAAUUUUUAGUGUUUUGAGGUGGAGAAAGGAAGGUGAAGGGAGAGAAACACAGACACAGAUGGUGGUAAGGGAUUUGGGCUUAUACACAGGAGGAGAGAGAGAAGUCAAGAGCGCACCUUACAUGAUCCUUAAUUUGUAACUUAAUUAAGAGAUUAGGGGUUCGGGAUUUGACUUCCUCGAACAAUGUUAAAGGCAAAUUAAGCGCUUAAGACCUUAUUUUUAGGAUAUUUGAACUUUCCUUUCACUUUUCUUCAACCUUGGAUUCAGGAUUAUGGUUUUGCAAUGGAUAUUGCUUUUCUA
Molecule: messenger RNA, 3416 nt
Organism: Prunus dulcis (almond)
Lineage: Eukaryota; Viridiplantae; Streptophyta; Magnoliopsida; Rosales; Rosaceae
Product: homeobox-leucine zipper protein HDG2
Exons: 13
Coding region: 824-3094 (756 amino acids)
Biological process (GO): regulation of DNA-templated transcription
Molecular function (GO): DNA binding; DNA-binding transcription factor activity, RNA polymerase II-specific; lipid binding
Source: RefSeq, a predicted model, not a curated record